Molecule: messenger RNA, 1392 nt
Organism: Phytophthora infestans T30-4
Lineage: Eukaryota; Oomycota; Peronosporomycetes; Peronosporales; Peronosporaceae
Product: CBL-interacting serine/threonine-protein kinase, putative
Exons: 7
Coding region: 58-1392 (444 amino acids)
Biological process (GO): protein phosphorylation; signal transduction
Molecular function (GO): ATP binding; protein kinase activity
Source: RefSeq, a predicted model, not a curated record
AAGGCUGUGGAUCCGAUUGUCAGAGGGAGGGAGUAUUAGCCGCUUCUGUCUGCGAACAUGGUCAAGAAAGUCGGGAAGUACGAGAUUGGCAAGACCCUCGGUGAGGGAACUUUCGGAAAAGUAAAGUAUGCGGUGAACACUGAGACGGACGAGCGCGUGGCCAUUAAAGUGCUGGACAAAGAAAAGAUUCAAAAGCAGAACAUGGGAGCGCAAAUCAAGAAGGAGAUCUCGAUUAUGAAAAUGGUGCGCCACAAGCACGUCGUAGUGCUCAAAGAGGUACUGGCCAGUCGCACGAAGAUCUUCAUCGUGCUGGAGCUGAUCACGGGUGGCGAGUUGUUUGACAAGAUCGUGAGCGAAGGGAGGUUCAGCGAGGAGACGGCGCGCUUCUACUUCCGCCAGCUCGUGGAUGGUGUCCAGUACUGCCACGAGAACGGCGUGUGCCACCGCGACCUGAAGCCUGAGAACUUGCUGCUGGAUGAGAAUGGAGAUUUGAAGAUCUCCGAUUUCGGUCUCUCGGCCCUGUACGAGGGUGGAGCCCCGGAUGGUCCGGAGAGCUCACGAGCGUCACUACUGCACACGACGUGUGGUACACCCAACUAUGUGGCUCCUGAAGUCCUUGCUGACAAGGGCUACGAUGGGCGCGCUGCUGACGUGUGGUCGAUGGGGGUGAUCUUGUAUAUCCAGAAGGCUGAGUUUUCGUACCGAGCUGGUUCACUCCCGCGUGUCAAAGCGCUACUGAACCGCAUCCUCGUGCCUGAUCCGGAGACACGUAUUUCGAUCAAGGAGAUUCUGCGUGACGAGUGGUUCGUCAACGCGAAUGGCGCUGAUGAGCAGGUGGCUCCGGCUGCUGGUCCUGGCACGAUUAGUGAGGAGCUGGCGGUUGCUCCAGUGCCGAGCCCCGUGGACCACAUGACCAUUAAGCCUAGCCAAGCUGAUCUGGACGCCGCUAUUCUGGAGCAUCAGGACGAGAUCAACUCGGGCAAGAAGGACAAACAGGACGGCGGCCUGAAGGUGAUGAAUGCAUUUGACCUGAUCAACAUGUGCGGCGGCAUGGCGUUGAAUCGCAUGUUCCAAAGCAACGACGAGAAGCGGGUGAAGAGAUCGACACAGUUCACGUCUACCAUCCCUGCGGCGAGCAUCAUGGUUCGCCUGACGGGCCACUUGGAGAGUCUCCAUUGCGAGAUUAACGUGGAGAACUCGUCCAAGGUGAAGGCUGUGCUGCAGACGCCCAAGGGCGCGGUCGGUGUGGUUAUCCAGAUCUUCAUGCUCGCGGAUAAUCUUCAUCUGGUUGAGGUGCGUCGUGGCAAGGGUGAUAUCUUUGAAUACCACAAAUUCUACACGCAGUUGAACGACCAGAUGAAGGAUUUGAUCGCGGACUCUGGCAGCAGCUAA